Molecule: messenger RNA, 2849 nt
Organism: Cercocebus atys (sooty mangabey)
Lineage: Eukaryota; Metazoa; Chordata; Mammalia; Primates; Cercopithecidae
Product: leukocyte immunoglobulin-like receptor subfamily A member 6
Exons: 8
Coding region: 329-2092 (587 amino acids)
Source: RefSeq, a predicted model, not a curated record
ACCCCGCGACGCUGAGCCGAUGGACGGGCUGGAGGAGGGAGGGAGACCCCAUGGGGAGGCUCUGAGAGGGAAGAGGAGCCCACGGUCGUCCUCGCCUGAAAGGGGCUGACUGAGGAAGGCACCGGGUCUAUUUGCUGUUGUGUCCCGGCCCUCAGUGAGAUAAAGAUAAAUCAGGCAGACAGUGACCCAGGGACAGGGAGACCCCAUUUCGAUAUGAAAUGUCUGCAGAGAGCCUGGUGCCCGCCCCCACCUCAGCCCUGGGGAAAUGAGAGCCAGGCUCCGGGGGAGGGCAGUUCCCCUUCCUGUGGGCUGAGGAUGAGACAACCCCAUGACAAGAAGGACCCAGCCUCCGAGCGGCCACACCCUGUGUGUGUCUCUGUCCUGCCAGCACCGAGGGUUCAUCCAUCUGCAGAGCCCGGGGUCACUGGGAGGAGACGCCAUGACCCCCGCCCUCACAGCCCUGCUCUGCCUCGGGCUGAGUCUGGACACCAGGACCCACGUGCAGGCAGGGCCCCACCCCAAACCCGCCCUCUGGGCUGAGCCAGGCUCUGUGAUCAUCCGGGGGAGCCCCGUGACCAUCUGGUGUCGGGGGAACCUGGAGGCCCAGGAGUACCGUCUGGAUAAAGAGGGAAGCCCAGACCCAUGGGACACACAGAAACCACUGGAGCCCAAGAACAAGGCCAGAUUCUCGAUCCCAUUCACGACAGAGCACCAUGCAGGGAGAUUUCGCUGUUACUAUCUCAGCUCUGAAGGCCGGUCAGAGCGCAGCGACCCCCUGGAGCUGGUGGUGACAGGAGUCUACAGCAAACCCACCCUCUCAGUCCUGCCCAGCCCUGUGGUGGCCUCAGGAGGGAACGUGACCCUCCGAUGUGGCUCACAGCGGGGAUAUCACCAUUUUGUUCUGAUUGAGGAAGGAGAACACAGGGUCCCCCGGACCCUGGACUCACAGCAGCUCCACAGUGGGUGGUUCCAGGCCCUGUUCCCUGUGGGCCCAGUGACCCCCAGCCACAGGUGGACGUUCAGAUGCUAUGGAUACUACAGCAACACCCCCCAGGUGUGGUCCCACCGCAGUGACCCCCUGGAGAUUCUGGCCUCAGGCGUGUCUAGGAAGCCCUCCCUCCUGACCCUGCAGGGCCCUGUCGUGGCCCCUGGAGAGACCCUGACCCUGCAGUGUGGCUCUAACGUCGGCUACGACAGAUUUGCUCUGUACAAGGAGGGGGAACAUGACUUCCUCCAGCGCCCUGGUCAGCAGCGCCAGGCUGGGCUCUCCCAGGCUAACUUCCCCCUGGGCCCUGUGAACCGCUAUCACGGGGGCCAGUACAGAUGCUACGGUGCAUACAACCUCUCCUCCGAGUGGUCGGCCCCCAGCGAUCCCCUGGACAUCCUGAUCUCAAGACAGUUCAAUGACACGGUCUCCCUCUCGGUGCAGCCGGGCCCCACGGUGGCCUCAGGAGAGAACGUGACCCUGCUGUGUCAGUCAUGGGGACAGUUCCACACUUUCCUUCUGACCAAGGAGGGGGCAGCCCAUCCCCCGCUGCGUCUGAGAUCAAAGUACCGAGCUGCUAAGUACCAGGCUGAAUUCCCCAUGGGUCUUGUGACCUCAGCCCACGCGGGGACCUACAGGUGCUACGGCUCACUCAGCUCCAACCCCUAUCUGCUGUCUGUCCCCAGUGACCCCCUGGAGCUCGUGGUCUCAGGACCCUCUGGAGACUCCAGCCCCCCACCCACAGGGCCACCGUCCACCCCUGAAUCAGAGCUUUGGGUCCCAACCCCCAGCAGACGCCCUCCUGGAGGGAGAAGAAUUCAGGUGCCACCUGACCCUCUCCUUGUCUCCCCUGGCAGCUCCCCAGCACUCAGCGCACACCUGAGCCUCACAGGGACCCGCACCUGCUCCCGCAGCAGCUCAGGGACUGUGCACAGCUCCUCUUCUGCUCCAAUGACCACAUUUUUUAUUUGGGUUUUUAAUCUCGUACUGGCCUUUUUGUGCAAGCUGGCGAAAGAAGAUAUGCAGCAUCACCUAUUUUUUAUUCUCACCCAGUUUUGUAACAGCCCUGAUCUUACACACUCCCUAGGUUUGGUAAACCUCAGGUAGAAAUGUGGACUUCCCUUGUUCUGGACGUUUGCUAUGGAGGGGGUAGGGCUUAUCUUUUAAGAAAAAGUCAAGUGACUGGCACUACUCCCUGAAACCCGACAGCACUUUCCAGCUCUCAGAGGGAGAGAGAGACAGAGACAGAGACAGGGACAUGCUGGGGCCGCCCUUUCCUGGGCAGUUCAUCCUGGCCUAGUCUCAAUCCACCAAAGCCCCGAAGCUCAGCUCCCCUGCUGCUCUGCCUUCCCCUCCACCCCAUAGACAAGCGGUCAUUCCUCUCUGAAGAACAGGCUGAGACCUUUCUGGGACCUGCUCUUUCUGGAGCCUCUGAUGCUCCCUGUCUGGGUCUCCACGCGCCUCCUUCCUGCCUCUUUUUCCUACUGAGGAAUCAGCUUCAGUGUCACCUCCAAGUGUGACCUUCACUGAUGACACAGCUCAGCCCAGACCUGCCUGCUUCUCAUCUAUGUCAAGUAAUCAACCUACACCGUGCAGCUGAACUCCCUCUCUCUCUUUCACCAUCUCUGCACAUACACAUAUGUGUGUCACACCGACAUCUUAUGUGACAUUAAAACCUCGUUAUCUGUAUAUGUAUACAGAUAAUAUAUACUCACACAUAAAUAUAGAUCUCUACCCGUACAUCUAAAACUAUCCCUGUGACUGGUAACUUUCCACUAUUGUGGUUUCAGAUGUUUGUUCAGAUGCUUGUUCAGAAAGCAGAGAGAGCUUUUAGGGCCCACCAUAUAUAUAACAUAGAUUUCUA